AUGCGUGCGCACUCUCCCUUCUUCUGGGUCUUCAUCUUCUUGCUUUGGAGUGAUGCAUUGGCGAUCGAUGGCAACCAGACUGGCGUGGCUUCCACCAUCACAAGCUCGUCUCUUGGCCUGAAUGAGGGACGCUUCGUGGCGCCGAGAAAAGGUCAGCAAAACGGCUUGGCUGCUGACGUGAUCCACCCUGUCGACCUGGAAAAGAGCGAGGAGAGAAACAGUAUCGGGCAGUCGUUGUCAAACCGUUUUCGAAUGUGGAAUUGGUACCGUAAGGGUGAGAGUCCAAGGCAGGUCUUUCACAACCAUCAAGUGGAAGGAACCGGACACAUCGACUUCAAGCGAGCUGUGCUGUUGAUGAAGUACGUCCACUACGCCAGACGUCGCAAGGUACCGUUUGACGACGUCGCAGUGGCUGACAUGUGGGCAGAACGCAUCUCACCGGAAAUAUUGGUACCGCUCUUCCACAAAUUCCGGUCUGUCAAUGGCUUGAAAGACAGCGCCGACAACAUGCAAAAGCACUUGCAUUCUCGAUUCCCAGACGAAACAUCGGAACCGCUGAUAGCCACCUGGCUAAUUACAAACGAGUCUCCCGAAUUUGUGUUCAAGAUGCUGUCGGUCGGAGAAAAGAUUGAUAAUAUCGACAAGAUCGAGAAUGCUUGCUGGUUCUUAAAGUACGUAUUCCAGUACAACAGAAAGCAAAAAAAGGAAGGAGACAAGUUCUCCAGUGAUGAGAUCACACAACUGUUUGCCCAGAAUAAGCCAUUACUAGAGAAAGCCAGGAGCCUAGUAGAUACGAAUAAGACCAACUAA
Molecule: messenger RNA, 810 nt
Organism: Hyaloperonospora brassicae
Lineage: Eukaryota; Oomycota; Peronosporomycetes; Peronosporales; Peronosporaceae
Source: the annotation of a GenBank genome assembly